Molecule: messenger RNA, 1407 nt
Organism: Penicillium paradoxum
Lineage: Eukaryota; Fungi; Ascomycota; Eurotiomycetes; Eurotiales; Aspergillaceae
Product: mRNA-binding protein NAB2
Exons: 2
Coding region: 1-1407 (468 amino acids)
Biological process (GO): regulation of mRNA stability
Cellular component (GO): cytoplasm; nucleus
Molecular function (GO): poly(A) binding
Source: RefSeq, a predicted model, not a curated record
AUGCUGCCUCAAAUCACUUUGGAGUCGCCUCUUGCGCAGGCAGUUGCAAAUGUCAUUCAGCCGAAAUUAGUGGAGAUGGGUUGGAGCGACGGCCAAGAAUCACCGUUGAUCGAAUACAUCGUCCUCAUGCUGGUCAACGGCAAGACCCAAGAACAAAUCGCCACCGAACUUUCCAACGACUUCCUCGGCCUUGAUGAAGGUGACACUGCAGCUCUUGAGUUCUCAAAAUGGCUUUUCACUCAAGUCGACAUACUCAAUCAACAAAUCAACGGUGCGGCCCCAGCUUCAACCGGUGCUCCCAUGAGCAACUUGAACCCGUCUGCGAUGGAAUUCGACAACUCUGGAAAUGCCAACGGCCAAGAUGCUGAGAUGGGUGACGCCGGAAACGACACAAUUCCCACCGGACCGAAAGCGAUGCGCAACAACAGAGGUGGCAAGGGAAGAAUGUUGAAUCAGAUCAACAGAAACUUGGAUCGUGGCUCGGACGCAACCCUGCAUCGCGUACGCGGACAAGGAAAUGGACGUAUUGGUCACAACAAUCGGGGUCAAAUGAGAGGUGCCGGACAUCAAAAUGGUCGCGGUGGCCGUGGAAUGGGCAUGCCAGGCAGCCCUAUGAUGCAGAUGUCUGCCGAGAACCAGAUGCAACUCAUGUCAAUGUUGGAAGAACAAGCCCGGAUGAUGUCUCAAUUCAUGCCUGGCUUCAUGCCACCGGCCGUCAACCCUGCUUUCCAAAAUGGUCAGAAUGGGUCCCAUCAAAACCGUUCUCUUUUCAACCGGGUCGAGCGAGGAGGCCAGCGUGGAGGAAAGCGUGGCUACAACAAGCCAAGAGACGGAGCAGAUGUUGAUAUGGACAGCACAAUGGGUGGUGCGCAAGACGAAAGCAACCCCAACAGUGUUUGUCGCUUCAAUCAACGAUGCACGCGCCAGGAUUGUCCGUUCGCCCACCAGUCACCCGCCGCUCCCGAAGGCACUUCAAUUGAUCCUUCUGAUACUUGCUCAUUCGGCGCCGCAUGCAAGAACAAGAAAUGCACUGGUCGUCACCCCUCGCCAGCAGUGCGAUCCGCCCACCAAGCAGAGGCUAUGUGCCGCUUCUUCCCUAACUGUACCAACCCAUCCUGUCACUUCAAGCACCCGAGCAUGCCAGUCUGCCGCAACGGAGCGGACUGCAAGACCGAGGGAUGCAAGUUUACACAUGUCGAGAUCGCCUGCAAGUUCAACCCCUGUCUGAACCCUAAGUGUUCCUACAAGCAUGUCGAGGGCCAACGUGGUGCUUUCACCGACAAGGUGUGGACUCCACACUCCGGAGAGCAUGUGAGCGAGCGCAAGUUUGUUGCAGAAGGAGAAGGACCCGAGUUGAUCAAGCCGGAGACCGAGGAGAACCCUCAGAGCCAUGAACUGACCGCGUGA